Phanerochaete carnosa HHB-10118-sp is the source of this 1344-nucleotide messenger RNA. RefSeq lists its product as uncharacterized. The transcript is spliced from 4 exons. NCBI's taxonomy places the organism in Eukaryota, Fungi, Basidiomycota, Agaricomycetes, Polyporales, Phanerochaetaceae. The record is from RefSeq and is a predicted model, not a curated record. The coding region runs from base 1 to 1344 and encodes 447 amino acids.
AUGACUGCGGACAACUGCUGCCAGUCCGAAACAGCCGUCAAGACCCACUUUCCACAUGUUCCCGUCAAACUUGAUGUCUGGCACUGCAUGAUGAGAUACCUUGCUGCUGUGCAUGGCAGUGUGCAGAACCCACAAUAUCGCUCUGUAGCUGCGGAGUUCUCGUCUAGCAUCCUGGAGUCUCGUGCAGAGGGUGGCAGGCCGGCUGUGUACAGAACAAAGGACGAGCAGGAAAGGCGUCUGGUCAUGAUGUAUAGUAGGUUCGAGGAGAAGGGUGUGUGGUCAGCAGCUGCUGCGAAGGUUCACGCAGAUCAGCUGCGACAUGUGCGGAAGGGCUGUCUCACGCGCCCUCGGAAUGAUCUGCGCUCAGACGGCAGCCGGAUUGAAGGCACUCACAAGAUGUGGAAUAAGAUCAUGCAAGGCCAGCCCUCAGGUCUCGAGAUGAUCUCUGCACUCGCCUCUGACCACGUCCUUCGAUACAACAUGCGCGUUAUCAUGCAGUCCAAGGAUUUCCGCCCGUCCGCAUUCAUCACAAGCACACAUGGAUCACACCAUCUUCGGCUGCAGGAUCAUAUCGCUCAGGUUUGGAAUGCGUUGUUGGAUCAGCUGUCUGCAGAUAACAAGAAUGAGGUUGUGCUCGCACGCUUACCUGUGAUGCAGAACGUCUCUAGCGGUGAAACGUUCGGCUUGAUCCCAUCAGAGCAUGCGGCGACAUUUGGUGGAUUGUAUCUGAAGGAGGAGCCGACAGAACGACAUGAGGUGAUAGCAGCUCCUCUACAAACAUCAUCUGCCCCUGCUCUUGUCGCUUUCUCUGAGUUGUCCGUGACUGGUAUUGCCACCUCCGCUCCUGCUGCUACUUCCGGGGCUGCAACUCAGCCGCUCGCAACAAGCCGUCACCCUGCGUCUGCAGCAUCUACAGUCACGGUGACAGCCCGGCAAGCUGUUCAAGGUCAUCUGUCGGCCAGUAAACUCUCUGAUCCACUUCCUCUGCCUGCCGAUCUCAAUUCCCAAGGACUCACCCGCUCACAGCGCAUUUUUGCCAUCUCAAGCGGGAUGGACCCGCGGUCACUACAUAUUGACAGCGACGAGGAGUUCUACCUGUUCAUGGACCUGCGCGCAGAACAACAGUGGAGGUCAUUCGCCAUGAACUCACACAAGUAUGUGGAAGCGACGCACCUCUUCAACGCUACACUGGCCACACGCGCACGAGAAAAAGGCUUUCCCUAUGUGGCAAAAAAUCCGCGUGCAAUUCUGGACAAGCUCGGUGAGAUGGAGACGGCUGUUCUGAAGCGGAUCAAGCACCAAAGCUUCACAUGUACGUACGCGUACCAUCACUUUGAAACUUAG